Messenger RNA from Galdieria sulphuraria, 1042 nucleotides. RefSeq names its product 40S ribosomal protein S3A isoform 2. Gene Ontology annotation, biological process: translation. Bases 88 to 879 code for a protein of 263 amino acids. The transcript is spliced from 2 exons. Gene Ontology annotation, cellular component: cytosol; ribosome. NCBI's taxonomy places the organism in Eukaryota, Rhodophyta, Bangiophyceae, Galdieriales, Galdieriaceae. Gene Ontology annotation, molecular function: structural constituent of ribosome. The record is from RefSeq and is a predicted model, not a curated record.
GCACAUUUCAUUCGAUUUUUGAUUUCGUCGUCGUCGAUUAACUUGGACUGCAUUUGAAGAGCUGUUUGUAGGCAGCACUAGUAGAAUAUGGCAAUAGGGAAAAAUAAACGUCUUUCAAAAAAGGGCAAGGGUUUGAAGAAGAGAUUGACAGAUCCCUUUCUCAGAAAGGAAUGGUACGACAUAAAGGCCCCAGCAAUGUUUUCUCAACGGCAAGUUGGCAAAACUUUGGUUACUAAGACGACAGGAACCAAAAUUGCUGCAGACUCCUUGAAAGGCAGAGUAUAUGAUGUUUGUCUAGCGGACCUCAGUAGUAACAAAGACGAGAGUUUGGCCUAUAGAAAAAUCAGAUUGCGUUGCGAGGAAGUAGAAGGAAGAAACUGCCUGACCAACUUUUAUGGAAUGGACUUUGCUCGAGAUAAACUUUGUGGUCUUAUUCGCAAGUGGCAGUCGCUUAUCGAAGCACACGUGGAUGUGAAGACCACCGACGGUUACUUACUACGGUUGUUUUGCAUUGGCUUUACGAAACGCCGAAAGGGUCAAGUAAAAAAGACGUGUUAUGCACAGACUUCCAAAAUUAGGGCCAUUAGAAAGAAGAUGACGGAGAUUAUGGUGCGAGAAGCAAGUUCUUGUGAACUGAAGGAAUUGGUUCACAAGUUUAUUCCAGAAACCAUUGGAAGUGAUAUUGAAAAGGCUUGUGCCUCUAUUUUUCCUUUACAAAAUGUUCAUAUCCGUAAGGUGAAAAUGUUAAGAGCUCCAAGGUUGGAUAUUGCCAAACUCAUGGAGCUUCAUACCGAAAGUGGAAUCGAAGAAGACGCAGGAAUGAAAGUUGAACGUCCUUUGGAAGAAACCACGGAAAGGACAGAAAUUCCCGGUUUGUGAUCCUUUUCUCGAAAGCUUUUUUUCAAACAUGCUUUAUAAAGACAUGGUCGUUUAUUGAGAGUGUAUGUUUUAUUUUUCUUAAGGUUCGCUUAGUUGGUUGGCAAUUUUUUGGUGCCAAGUUUUGUGUUUUCUUGUCGUUGCUUCAUCCUAAGGGUUCAACACA